Ornithodoros turicata is the source of this 867-nucleotide messenger RNA. RefSeq lists its product as uncharacterized. The coding region runs from base 1 to 867 and encodes 288 amino acids. The transcript is spliced from 6 exons. Lineage: Eukaryota; Metazoa; Arthropoda; Arachnida; Ixodida; Argasidae. The record is from RefSeq and is a predicted model, not a curated record.
AUGGACAAUAUGAGCGAUGUGGACAGCAUGGACGCAGCGGAAGGGUCGCCAACUGGUGACAACAUGGUAGACGCAGAGGUCCAGGCGACAGAAUCAACAGGGAUGUGUGCAAACUGUUACUCCUUGGUCAAAGAACGGGAUGCACUCAGCGACGAGGUUUCCACACUGAGACGAAGGUGCAGGAGGCUGAAAGCAAAGCUGAAUACGUGCCAGGAUAUUGGGCAGAUGAGCGAAAAGAAGGUGACUUUCUACACAGGGCUCACAAAGGCAACAUUCUUGGCAGUGCUGGCAGCUGUGGUUGCUGCAUUACCACCUGCACGCAAAUGCCUUCCACACCCAAGCCAACUGCUGCUGUUUUUCAUGCGCCUGAGACUCGGUCUGCACAUAACAGACCUAGCCUACAGGUUUCAUGUGUCCGUCCCCACUGCUAGCCGGAUAUUCAAAGACUGGCUGGCCCCCAUGUCCUCAGUUUAUGCAACCUUGAACAUCUUUGCCUUGAUGUCCAGGCCCUUCAACCUGUCCACGCAGCAAGAAGUGUGGAGCAACUAUAAACAGGGCUCCACACUGAAGUUCCUCGUCUGUGUGAAUACACAUGGCGCAAUCACCUUCGUCUCUCCUGUUUAUGGUGGACGAAUUUCGGACAAGGAGAUAACUCUUCAGAGUGGGUUCCUAGGUAUGUUGCUACCAGGUGACCAGGUUCUAGCAGACCGGGGUUUCCUUCUCCAUGAGGAGUUUUUCCUGCGGGACGUGCAGCUGAUAACACCAGCUUUCACAAAAGGAAGAACGCAGUUGCUCCACAAUGAAGUUGAAAGUUCAAGACGAAUAUCGUCGUCAAGGAUAAUCGUGGAAAGGGCAAUUGGAUUUUGA